CAUUAGGGCCGCCUGCUGCAUCUCACCUCCCUUCUUUGCUGGCUUGGUAUUGACCUGAUCGUCAUUGACAACUACGAGGAACAUUGUCAUUAGACAUUGCGCAAGGCCCCUCUUCAACUGGGAGCAGAAUUUUUCAGAUCACUUCUCGACCCGCUCCACGCCGCUGGGCCGCUUUGUCGAGUCCAGAGUUUUUGUGCGGUCGGGCGUUUAGCUGUCGUCGCUGCAGGAACUGACGAUUGCGGAGACCGAUAAGGAACAAGUGGGAAGAAAAACAAGGAGAGGACGUAAAGAUGUCGACAAUACAGCAACUUAAGAAUUUCAUCCGUCACGGCAAGCAAGCCCGGGUUGCAAAUCUGGACGACCCUCCGCGCGCAAAACACGACAACUCGCCGCCAAAGGAACAGCAACAGCCGGUUAAGGCCAUGGUGCCUCAGGCCUCUGAGCCUCUGCUCAGUGGCUCCGCGGCCGGGCACAACCAUGCCACCGCUCACGCCGUCGACUCAGCCGACGUCAAAGCGAAGCAUAAGCGCAUCCCCGACGAGAAUAUUGCCAAACUUGUGGCCGAGGAGAACGAGAGUAAGAGCAAGUUCCCUGUCUACCCAGGCUUGGAACGGUGGGAGCUCCUGGAGAAGAUGGGAGAUGGGGCUUUCAGCAAUGUCUACCGUGCCCGCGACCGGGAAGGGAGCCUCGGGGAGGUGGCCAUCAAGGUCGUCCGCAAAUUCGAGAUGAACAGUAUGCAGAGCAACAAACAUCUCCAUCCCGACUUCAAGCCAAAGGCCCAAAAGGCUGCAGAGAGAGCGAAUAUCUUGAAGGAGGUGCAAAUCAUGCGCCAGAUCGACCAUCCGAAUAUCAUCAAGCUGAUCGAUUUCUCCGAAUCUCGGCAUUAUUAUUACAUUAUUCUCGAGCUUGCACCGGGUGGUGAACUCUUUCAUCAGAUUGUGCGUCUGACAUACUUUAGCGAGGAUUUGUCCCGCCAUGUCAUCGUCCAGGUAGCCAAAGCCCUGGAAUACCUUCAUGAAGAAAGGGGAAUUGUCCAUCGCGACAUCAAGCCCGAAAAUAUCUUGUUCACCCCGAUUCCCUUCAUUCCUUCAAAACAUCCAAAGCCUAAGCAACCUGGUGAUGAAGACAAGGUUGACGAAGGCGAAUUCAUUAAGGGGGUCGGCUCUGGUGGUAUUGGGCAAAUUAAAAUUGCUGAUUUCGGUCUCUCCAAGAUCGUAUGGGAUAACCAGACAAUGACACCCUGCGGAACUGUCGGGUACACUGCGCCAGAGAUUGUCAAGGAUGAGCGCUACUCCAAGUCGGUCGACAUGUGGGCGCUAGGUUGCGUGCUAUACACGUUGCUUUGCGGAUUCCCUCCAUUUUACGACGAGAGCAUUGAAGUGCUUACAGAGAAGGUAGCCAAGGGCCAGUUCACUUUUCUAUCGCCAUGGUGGGACGACAUCAGCAAAUCCGCUCAAGAUCUGAUCUCCCACCUUCUCUGCGUCGAUCCCGAGAAGAGAUAUACGAUCAGAGAGUUCCUUGCGCAUCCCUGGAUCCGUGAGUCAGGGCCGACGCCGCGUGAAGAGAGAAAGGCGCUAGGAGAGGGGCCAUUGCGCGCUUUCGAUAUGGCCACGCUUGUAGAGGGCGACAAGCGCUACGAUUUCCGGUCCCCUGCCGCCAUCAACCUGCGUGAGGUGUUUGAUGUCGGAUACGCCGUCCACAGACAGGAGGAGGAGGGCAAGCGCCGGAAGCAAAUCGGCGCCAAGGCCGGUGUGUCACGGCUGGGCGGCGUUGACGAGGACGCCGAGAUGACUGACGAAGAUACCGCCGAAUAUGUUCACGAGGCGGCCGGCAACAACAGGAAUCCCACGCAGCAGCUUGAACAGAGCAUGCGGAACACGCAGAUUCGAGAUCAAGAGCACCGUGGUCGUGACCGCGAGAGAAAGGCACAACCGCCGCCAGCCGCUGCCGAGCAGCGCGGGUACGGCCAGCAUUCGGCAGCUGUUGCGGCCGCCGCCAGGCAGCAGGUUCGCGAGCGCAACCGGCAGAAAGGCGCGUUCGAGCUCAACCUUGACGGAGCGACGCUUCUUGGACGGCGAGGCAUGAAGCCGUCGGCUCGUGUAGCAUAGAGUGCUACGGGGGUUCCGAAAGACGGGGUGUUCAGGAUGGAUAUGCACGACUGCCCUGUAAUUGGUGAUGAGGUGGUUACGCCAGCGUGCUCCGGAGAUUUGGGUGCGGAUCUGACACCACGGCGGUGUGCCUCUUCCGAAAACGAUACAUUCCGAUGAUUGUGGCAACGGCAAUGACAUUU
Messenger RNA from Canariomyces notabilis, 2290 nucleotides. Its product is annotated as Pkinase-domain-containing protein. Gene Ontology annotation, biological process: protein phosphorylation; cellular response to oxidative stress. The transcript is spliced from 5 exons. Gene Ontology annotation, molecular function: calcium/calmodulin-dependent protein kinase activity; ATP binding. The record is from RefSeq and is a predicted model, not a curated record. NCBI's taxonomy places the organism in Eukaryota, Fungi, Ascomycota, Sordariomycetes, Sordariales, Chaetomiaceae. Bases 291 to 2108 code for a protein of 605 amino acids.